AGUGCGGGCGCAGUUUGUACCGUGGUUUCGGUUGAGCAUUCUUGGCAACGUCUCGCUCGGAGAACAGGCUGCAGACUGAGGUGAACCAACGACUGUUUCCCCCCCGACGUCCAGAGAGUUGUGAUUAACGGACUAACAGGACACACCAGAGCGGGUUUUAGACUAAAGUACAGAGCUUCCUCUGCCUGCACAGUCUCACCAAACCUUUCACCAAUUGCUUUGCCUGCACAGCUGAAAGAAGAAAAGAAAACUGAGAAUAAUCCUAAAGGAAGAGGAUCCAGACUUUUUCCAUCAUGCACUACUGAAUUUUCUCCAUCUCCCCACUAAAAGCAAUGUUUCUGGGAGCUAGAGGCCACAGCAGAGUGUGUGUGGGGCCCCUUCCUAGUGCCCCUCCUGAGAUGGGAUGCCAGAAGCCUUCCCACCGGCCCUGAGCUCUCCCGGGGCAUCAUGAACACCUACAGAGACAGGGGGGUGACCUGCGUCUCCUCAGACCUUCUGGACGGAGGCGGAGGGUUACCCCAAAACGCUCCACUUCGUCACACCCCCAAUGGCCACCCCACAGAACCAGUGGCACAACCUCGCAUCUCUGUGCCCAAAAUGGGUGUUCGUGCACGGAUUGCCGAAUGGCCUCCUCGUCGCGCGCAGUCCCGGGAGUCGCUGCUCGAAAACGGGCAAAACGGGAGCAAUCACUACGACGACUGCUCCGUCUCUUCGUCGGUUUUGUCAUCCGACGGCAGGCUGGUGCGAGGAGGGGUCGCCAGGCUGCCCCGCAGAUGGUCGAAGGAUGUGGAGUUCAGAGGCGGAGGGUUUGUCGGUGACAGAGGUUCGCCUCUCAGUCUGAGAGUCUUCCCACCACUGAGACAGCGCUCCAACAGUGAAGUAACGCUCAGCGAACAGGAUGAAAAUGAGGUGGAGGCUCGAGGUGGUGGUGGGUUUGGAAACCGAUUCCGAGUGUACGGCAGCACCUCUUCCAUCGACAUCCAAGGCAUUCCCGAGCAAGGCUUCUUUGAAAUGCUCAGCCAGUUCCAGCAGGAGAGGCCUGACCAGCGCAGCUUGGCUCCCGCACAACUUGGAGAGCUGCUGCGAGUUCCAGACCCGUCGUCAAAGACGCCUUUCCCCGCCGCUCCCACGGGUGGGGACGACAAAGGAACGGGGAGGAAGGACGGUACGGAGAGAGCGAGGAAGAAAAGUGGUGGGACGGAGUCUGCGCUGGGUACUUCCUCUCUGUUCAGGAAGCUUCGGAGCUCCAGUCGGGGGGAGCUGGACGGAGGAAAGGGAGAGGCUAACGAGGACAGGGGAGGCAGAGGCUCUACAGAUGCCUCCUAUAAACCCUGGGUGUGUCCAAAGAGCUUUGUCCACUUUGAUGCUCAGAGCGUCUUGUUCGACCUCCACGAGGCAGCAGCUCAGCGCAGCUUUUCCACCCAGCGGAGGAACACCGCCACCGGAGCAUCGGCCGCUUCGUCCUUGUCUGGCUCCAGAUUGUCAGCUCCGAACCUGAACGACCCCAUUUACUCGAGCAUCGAGGAUCUGACCCUUAACCUCGAUCAGAGCUCCACAGCCCCCUCCCAACCCGCGGACCCUCUGGAUGGGCCUGCAGUGCACUCUUCAAGCCCGCUGCUCCUCUCCUGUCCCCACUUCCUCAAUGAGAUAGGCGGGCACAGGGAGAGAAACGUGAGCUUCCUCAGCUCCUCAGCAGAACGAGGAGAUGGAGAUGGAGGAAGAGGGUGGCUGAGGAAGAGUAAUGCCAGUAUAUCUGUGCUGGAGAUCCCGAUUGAAGAGCAGGAGAUGAGGCUGGAAAGACUGAAACUAUACGGCAUAGAGCAUGUAGACCAGGGGGCUCGCUACUACAGAGACUACUUCCAUGGGAAAGAGCACUCCAACUACUUCGGGACGGACGAUAAACUGGGCCCCGUGGCCGUGAGCAUUCGCAGGGAGAAAGUGGAGGAUACCAAAGACCACAAAGACCAGUACCAGUACCGCAUAAUCGUCAGGACCAGUGAGCUCGUGACCCUGCGUGGCUCCAUCUUGGAAGACGCGGUGGCGUCGACAGGGAAACACGGCACUGUCCGAGGCCUUCCGCUCAAAGACGUACUGGAGCAGGUCGUCCCUGAGCUCAGCGUCUCUUGUCUGAGGCUGGCGCUCAGCACGGCCAAAGUCACAGAACAGCUCCUCAAACUGGACGAACAGGGGCUGAGUCACAAGCACAAAGUGGGUGUUCUGCUGUGUCGUGCGGGCCAGAGUACAGAGGAGGAGAUGUACAACAACGAGGAGGCGUCGUCUGCCUUUUCUGCCUUCAUGGAGCUGCUGGGGGAGCAGGUGCUCCUCAAGGGAUUCUCGAAAUACGCUGCCCAGCUCGACACAAAGACCGACUCGACAGGCACCCACUCCCUCUACACCACCUACCAGGGCUAUGAGGUGAUGUUCCACGUGUCCACCAUGCUGCCAUACAUGCCCAACAACCCGCAGCAGCUCCUGAGAAAGAGGCACAUAGGUAACGACAUUGUCACCAUAAUCUUUCAAGAGCCAGGAGCGCAGCCUUUCACCCCUCAGAACAUCAGGUCCCACUUCCAGCACGUCUUUGUUAUUGUUCGGGUGCACAACCCCUGCUCUGACGGCACCUACUACAGUGUUGCUGUAACACGGAUGGAGGACGUUCCCUCCUUUGGACCACCCAUCCCCAGCGGAGUCGCCUUUCGUGACCCGGAGAACUUUCGUAACUUCCUCCUCGCCAAAGUCAUUAACGCGGAAAACGCUGCGCACAAGUCCGAUAAGUUCCACACCAUGGCGACGCGGACUCGGCAGGAGUACCUCCGGGACCUGGCGGAGAACUACGUCAGCAGCACGCCCCUGGACUCGGCUGGGAAACUGAACAACCUCAUCUCCCUGGCGUCUAAGAAACGCGAACGCACGAAAGCGAGGGAGCGAGCGGAACUGGACGCAGACGGGGCCGUCGCCUGGAGAGUCCAGGCCCAGGACUUCAGCGGAGGGGCAGCGGAGCUAACCUGCGCCUUGGGAAUAUCAAAGGAAUACGUGGUCCUCGUCGACUGCUCCACCAAAGAGGUGGUGUUCAAUUGUUUCUGUAAUGACGUGAUCGGCUGGACGCUAGAGCGGCUGGCGUUGAAGAUCUUCUACGGGAGAGGAGACCACAUUGCGGUCAGAGUACCAGAAGGUUAUGGACACGACGUCACAGAGAUGGUGCAGAGGUUAAAGAUGUUGACAGACGGGUGUGAGACGGUGGACAUGACGCUGAGAAGAAACGGACUGGGACAGCUGGGCUUUCACGUCCGUCUGGACGGCACCGUCUCCGAGGUGGAGGAGUACGGCUUCGCCUGGCAGGCGGGUCUGAGGCAGGGCAGCCGCCUGGUGGAGAUCUGCAAGGUGGCCGCCGUGACGCUCACUCACGAGCAGAUGCUCGACCUGCUGAGGACGUCGGUCACCGUCAAAGUGGUCAUCAUUCCUCCGUACGAAGAGGGCAAGCCUCGCAGGGGCUGCACAGAGGAGUACGAGAUGAAGACCAUGGAGCAGAAGCCUGAGCCUGAGCCUCUGGCAGCCGGAUACCGACCUUCUCUCCACCAAACGUGGCGAUGGGAGAGCUCACCCAUUCCUGCGGGGCUCAUGAAUGCUCCCAACCUGCCUCGCUGGGGACCCAUGGGCCCCCCGCCUCCUCCUCUGGUCCGCUCACACAAACCCCUGAUGCCAGUCCCCUACAGAGAGCCACAGCACUUCAACUCCAAGAGGCCUGUAAGUUACCCAGAGAACCACUACAACCUGUCUCCUGCAGGAGGCGACAGAGUCCUGCCCUACAGAAACCCCUCUUCCAGCUUCUCGUCACCCUCCACGGGGCUGGUCGCCCUCUCCGUCUUGGGCUCUCCUGGAAUGACUCCAGGAUCUUUCGUACGCUACAAGCCGUCACCCGACAGGUUUGGAUCAGUACAGCGCCCCCUGCUGCCCUAUGAACCCCACUUCAGUGUGGACAUCACUUCUAGUGGAGAGUCUUCGUCAGGGUUCAUCAGUCAGGAGAGCACAAUGGAGCGCUGCAAAACAGAGCCCCUCUGGCAUGUCCCAGCAUCAUCGUCUCGAGGACCAGGUGGCGGAGGGGGGCAGAGGAGAAUAACCAGACAGGAUGUCCCGGCCAAAGACUCUCCAAACAGACACUCAAAGGGCGAGGCUCAGUACUCCAGCCACUCCAGCAGCAACACGUUGUCCAGCAACGCGUCCAGCAGCCACAGCGACGAGCGCUGGUUUGACGGCGGACCUGGAGGGGAGCGGGUAGGCGCCGGCUUUCUCGGCGACCCGGUCGAUCCGGACCCGGACCUUCUCAACCAGGGGGGCUCCAAUGACAGCGGCAUCGACGCCUCCACGCACUACAACAGCGGUCACCGCGGACACAAGACCAGCAGCCAGUCUCACAAACCCAUGCACCCCUCGGCGACCUACAGCGGCUUCCCGGAGCUGUCCGUGGGAAGGAGCAGCAACGGCGGAGAGUCGAGGAGACGGGAGUCCUCGCCCAUCAUGCCAGGCGCUGCCAAUCAGAACAAGGGGUACCCAACCAAAACAUUCCCGCCUCCCAGCUCCAGCGCUGAAAAAAUGGACGCUUUCAAACCAAGGGCCUUCACACCACAGGGCUUCAAGACGCCGACAGCGGAGAAAGCGCGGCCCGUCCGAGCUUCUACGACGACGCCCACCUCGGGUCAGAUGGGCUCCAUCCCUUUGUCUAGCUCUGCCCCCAAGGAGUUUUACGGGAAGGGCAAAUCGAGAAGUCGUCAGACAGAGGAGACCAGUGCAUCAUCUUCAAACACGACCAACACUUCCAAUUCUGAGAGCAACAACAAGAACAGGCAGGUGGACACGAAUUCAAAGAACGUGUUUGGGCAGCCUCGGCUCCGGGCGUCGCUGAGAGACCUCCGGUCUCCCCGUCGGACGUACAAGAGCACCAUCGAAGACGACCUGAAGAAACUGAUCAUCAUGGACAACCCCGGAGAGACGUCACCCUCCGACCCGUCUCCCAGGCACACCCUGCAGCGCACCUUUUCGGACGAGUCCCUGUGCAGCGGGCGCAGAGACGCCGCCUUCGCCUGCUCCGAGAACCAAACCACCUCCAGCGACGUGCUGUUCACCUGCACACUGCCCACACGCAAACAUUCGAGCUCCUCCAACAACUCUAACCACUCGCAUAGCAAGAAGAUGCCGCUGUCCGCGUCAGAGUUGUCCCUGACAGAAGUGAGAGACAAAGUUCCUCCUCUAAGGAGGCUCGACCCGGGGCUGAUGCCGCUGCCCGACACGGCCAGUGGACUGGAGUGGUCCAGCCUGGUCAACGCCGCAAAAGCCUUUGAAGCACAAAGAACCGUCUCCCUGUUCUCACUGGUCGAGCCGCAGCUUGGAGGUCCGGAAGCGAGACCAACCGCCAGUCCGGUUCAGUUCAACACUCCUCAGACGCCGCGGACCACACCGACGUUCAGCGGAGAUGAGGUGCCCAAUGACCUGUCGGGUCGGCUCUACCAGCUUGAGGUGAUGCUAAAACAGCUGAACAAUGAUCUGGAGAAGGAGAAGCAGGAUAAAGUCGUCCUGCUGGCAGAGAUGGCGAACCUGAGAGAAAACAACCAGCGGCUGCAGGUGGAGAGUCUAACGGCCAGCGAACAGCUGCGCAAGUUCAACGUGCUUUUCACCAACCUCAAGACCGGAAGUGACCAUGAGACUCAGCCUGUGACGCAGGACGCCAGCUCCCAACGGGAGUGACGGGCCGGAACCAGGCGGGAGGGGCGCAGGCGGGUAUAUUCAGCUACUCAGUGGGACUGCCUUAAACCAGAGAGCGUGAGAACGGACCACCUGGACUUGUAACAUGCAGCGCUCCCAGAGAGCCUGCACCUGUGUGUACUCUGAGCCCUUUUAUUUUUCUAAACUGAAGUGAAAACAUCUCAUUGGAUUCGUGAUGCUACUAUGCCGGAGGAGCAAGCAGGAGAAGACUGUUUUAGAGAACACUACGUCACCAGGAGAGGCCUAAUACUGUUUCUGCAGCAAAUCAGCCAAAAAAAAAAAAGAGAGACUGCAUCUCCCAGAAUGCACUACACAUUGUGGAAGCUCUACAGCAGUGGUGCCCAAAGUCGGUCCUCAAGGGCCGACAUCCUGCAUGUUUUAGUUCUCUCCCUGGUUUAACGCACCUGGACCAAAUGAAGGCUCAAUAGAAGGUCAAAGAGGAACAUUGACAAGCUUAAAAUUUUGUUACUACCACCAGGGAGAGAACUAAAACAUGCAGGAUGCCGGCCCUCGAGGACCGACUUUGGGCACCCCUGCUGUACAGGUAUGAUUAUACAGACGCCUGUGUGGUACGAUUCUCAUCAUCAACAUCAAACUAAUAUACUAAAGAGAGAUGUAUGAGUGUAGUGUUAAACUCCUUAGAGACACUAAAGUGUUUGCGUUUGA
Molecule: messenger RNA, 6420 nt
Organism: Poecilia reticulata (guppy)
Lineage: Eukaryota; Metazoa; Chordata; Actinopteri; Cyprinodontiformes; Poeciliidae
Gene: sipa1l3
Product: signal-induced proliferation-associated 1 like 3
Biological process (GO): regulation of small GTPase mediated signal transduction; epithelial cell morphogenesis; establishment of epithelial cell polarity
Cellular component (GO): Golgi apparatus; plasma membrane; cytoplasm
Molecular function (GO): GTPase activator activity; protein binding
Source: RefSeq, a predicted model, not a curated record